This is a messenger RNA of Anopheles arabiensis, 1994 nucleotides long. Its product is annotated as probable cytochrome P450 9f2. Lineage: Eukaryota; Metazoa; Arthropoda; Insecta; Diptera; Culicidae. Gene Ontology annotation, molecular function: heme binding; monooxygenase activity; iron ion binding. Bases 152 to 1738 code for a protein of 528 amino acids. The record is from RefSeq and is a predicted model, not a curated record. The transcript has a single exon.
GCCGGCAGCCGCGUACAAGAUCAGUCGCGAGUUUGUUUCCGGCGCGAGUGGGAGCACGAGCGCGCGCGCGCUCUCGUUCUCACCGGUUUUUGUGCGUGUAGUGUGGGGCGGCCCCUAGGCCCGCUCAAACCUAUAGGUCUCUGGGUCCAGAAUGUUUCUGUUAUGGGCGUUGCCGCUCGCCCUGUAUCUGCUCUACCGGUGGAGCAUCGCGACGUACGAUUACUUCGAGAAGCGUAACAUCCCGUACGUGAAACCGGUCCCAUUUUUCGGCCAAGUGUGGUCGUUCUUCACCCAGGAAAAGCAUGCCGUUGAUGUGGCCUCGGAAGGCUACCACAUGUUUCCGAACACGCGCAUCUCGGGCGUGUUUACACUCCGAACACCGGCCUACCUAGUGCACGAUCCCGCCCUGUUCAAGGAGAUGGCGAUUAGAGAUUUCGACCACUUUACCGACCACGUGACGCAGCUGUCGCUCGAGCACGAUCCACUGCUGGCCCGCUCGCUCUUCUUCACCAACGGAGCCCGCUGGCGGCAUCAUCGGUCCGGCCUGAGCCCUGCCUUUACCGGCAGCAAAAUACGCAACAUGUUCGUGCUACUGUCCAAGAGUGCCGGCGAUGCGAUGAAGCGGCUGGUGGUGUUUGCCCGCGGCAAACCGUUCGCGAUGGAGCUGCGCGAUCUGUACUCCAAGCUGGGCAACGAUGCGAUGACUUCCAUCUCGUUCGGCGUGGACGUGGACUCGCUGACCGAUCCCGACAACGAGUUCUUCCUCAAGGGCAAACGGUUGGCGCAGAUCGACGGGCUGCCGGGGCUGAAGCUGCUAAUGACAACGAUCCUGCCGGGGUUGUUCAAGUUCCUGCGGCUCGGCGUACUGUACAAGGAUGUGAACGAGUUCUACCUGGAAGCCGUCUCGACCAACAUUCGCUACCGCGAGAGGAACCUCAUCAAGCGGCCCGACUUUAUCCAUCUGCUGCUGCAGGCCCGCCGGAACGAGCUCAACUCGGAGCAGACGGAGGACGAUGCGCUCGAGAGUGCCGGGUUUUCGACCGCCGAAACGCACACGGUGGAGCAGCGCGGUGCCACGGGCGAGACGCUCCAGUGGCACGACGUGGACAUUACGGCGGCGGCCGCAUCGUUCUUCUUCGGUGGCAUCGAGACGACGACCACGGUGCUGUGCUUCACCAGCUACGAGCUGGCUGUCAAUCCGCCCAUUCAGGAUCGGCUGCGGGCGGAGAUUGAUAGUGCGCGCGACGAGUUGAUUGAUGGUGCGACGCCGACGUACGAGAUCUUGCAGAAGAUGAAAUACCUCGACAUGGUCGUGUCGGAGACGCUGCGGCGGUGGGCGCCAUUCGGUCUGACCAAUCGCCGCUGCACCAAGGACUACACGUUCACCAACACGGACGGGACGCGCGUCACGAUCGAGAAGGGGCUCAAUGUGUCGAUCCCGCUGAAAUCGUUCCAUCUGGAUGAGAAGUUCUUCCCCGAUCCGUUACGGUUUGAUCCGGAGCGGUUUGCCGACCCGAACAACAUCAACCAGGACGCGUAUGUGCCGUUCGGAACUGGGUUGAGGAACUGUAUCGGGUCCCGGUUGGCGCUGAUGCAGGCCAAGUGCUUCCUGUUUUACAUGCUGUCGAAUUUCAUCAUCCAACCCGGCAGCAAACUGACCAUUCCGCUCGUGCUGGAUGAAACGUCGGCGGGGCUGAACGCGAAGCAUGGCUUCUGGAUGAACCUGGUUCCGCGCUAGGCGGCGAGCCCUUGCUAUGGUACGGGCGAUAAGAUAACGAGCAUACCGUUUAUUAUUACCCGGAAGAUAUGUGGAACGAUUGCGAUAGGAAUGGCCUAAUGUGUAUGUGUGAGUGUGGUUGUGAUGAAAAUGGAGUGUUUCUCCAGCAGUCUCAGGAGCAGUGUCAUCAGCGUGCUUUAUGUUCCUUUUUUAACGUACAAAACUCUGUAAGCAACAAUCGGCUUGCGAGAUGAAUAAAGGUCGUUUAAAGGCAACA